Molecule: messenger RNA, 9504 nt
Organism: Dreissena polymorpha
Lineage: Eukaryota; Metazoa; Mollusca; Bivalvia; Myida; Dreissenidae
Product: protein FAM149B1-like
Exons: 17
Coding region: 389-2860 (823 amino acids)
Source: RefSeq, a predicted model, not a curated record
GAACAAUAGGAUGUGUUUUUUAUUAGAGAAGACCUAUUCAUGAUUGGAGACAUCAAUCCUGUAAAUAGACACCGUUAAAAAGUUUAUUGGUAUUCGGAAUGUAAAGGAUAUCUAUUAUUUGACAUAGAAACUCAGAAAGCAUAGAGUAUGACUUCAAUAAGUUUGAAGUCUUUUGUAUUUUAAACUGAAAUAGAAGAAAGAAAUAUGAGCUGGCUUAUUGGUGAAAUAAUUUGUGACAGUUAAACCAUGUGAUUUUUUGUGAGUGUUAGUGCCAUAGCUUUUAAGUUUUUUUCCUUUCACUUAAUAUUGAAAAGCUGUUAUUACAAAUAAUUGCCUGACAGUAUUCGGAGGGUGACAUAAUGGAUUAAUUGUUGGUUGUAUAGGAAUAAUGGGCACAGAGGUGGCUGCUAGGCCCACCCUAACCCCAGGCCUGACCUCCAAUAGUCAGGGACCUGGGCCCAAAAAAAGGGAGCGCAAACGCUCGUUUUCUAGUUCUGCAAGUGUGACAAGUAAUGGAAGUUCACUUCGUACGAUUUACAGCCGAGAUGUUAGUCUUAGGAUACAGAGACGGAAGUACAGUCUUGCCACUGCCAUAGUGUGUGUUGGUGCUAAAAUACAUCAUCGUUCGUCCCCGGCUCAAAGCCUUCAGGAUGAAAAGUCACGAACUCAUAAUGUCUUCCGGGAAAACACCAAACUUUCUUCUACCACGCUAGACCAACUUAGAGAAACAAGUUUCAAUCCAAGUUUCAACUCUUCAGACUCAUCUUCUUUCAAUAAAAAACCAAACCCAGCAGUCUUAGACUCGCAUGACUACAAAAGUCGCUACCGAUGUGCGCCAAGUGACAAUGUGAUGACGGAGGAUGUCAUAUAUCAGGACACUGUUGAGUGCCGUGUUUCAGAGGAAUCUCAGUCUCAGGAAUCUCAGUUUAGCGUGUCAGAUCAGUCAACGCUCAGUUCUGACACAAGAACAGAGUGGUCCGACAACAGCAGCUCAGAAUUCGAUGCGGACUUUAAUCAAAACUUUUUUCGCAUUGACAUAUCUAGACGAGGCUUAUCGCGAGGUGUUCUAGACGAGCAUCCGUCCCUUGAGAUUGUCACAGCAACGAACUUCACCAAGACCAUCGCAGAUGCUAUUGCCAAUUACCAAGAGCCGUUGAGCAGUCAGCAGUCGUCCCCAACGAUCACCGAGGAUGCAGCUAGCUCGGGCCAGUCCCUACAGGGUGACCUGUGCGCCACGGGUUACACCACGGAGCGCAGCAGCGUUGAAUCAAGCUACUCAUGGGAUGAGUUUGACCGGCAAGCUGCCAAGACAGUACAGAGGUUGUUUGAUGAGAUAGAUUCAGUGUUGUUUGAACUGCGGUCAAACCAGGCCGAGCACAGCAUCUACAAGGAGUGCCAAGAAUGGGGGACACUCUUUCCACAUUUACGGGUACUUGGUCGUCAGCUGGUUCCAGGCCAGGAGGUGGGGUACGAGAUGAUUGAGCGGGAGUUGACGCGACCAAGCACCACCAGCAGCAUGGGCAUUGAGGAAGUCACAGAUCAAGACCUCUCCCUCAACUCAACUGACUCUCAGGGGUUAUCAGUGAGCGGACGGAGCGUGCGGGCAAUAGUACCCCCUCCAGAGGCCCGCUCACGCUCAUCAAGCACGCCAUCAUCUCAACUGUCAGAGUUCUCGUUCCUGGAGGAAGAGAUAUUUGACUGCGAAGGAGAGUACGAGGAAAUCAUUGCCAUUGACUACAAAGACAUCUAUGAGGAACAGUCUGACCACAAGAAGCAGCUAACCCCAAGGCGGCGGCGUGUUGCCUAUCCACCUAUCACCCCAAAUGCCAACUUCAAAGAUAGCGUUGCGAGUUCAGCAUUUGAUUGCAUGUGGCAUGAGAUAAUUUCAUGGAUGAGACCAUUAUUGAAAAAAUACUCAAGUACCAUUUUUGAUUCGAAGCCUCAGAUUCACUCUAUAAAGGCAGAACAGCUGAGGAAUGAAUCCACACCAGCGCCUCCUUCCAGGGAAAAUUCAAAUAUGAAGAACUCUCUGGGUAGUCGGGCGCAUACGAUGAUAGAGCCCAGGCAGCUGGAUGACCUUCUUAAGAUUUCACGCAAAAUUGCUAUCCCUAGAGAGGCCUCCACCCUUGGUGAAAUUCCUGAUGCUCAACCAGCGUUUCCGUCUGCCCGCCCAGUCUCCAGUGUGCCCACAGGGGGUGCAAGGAGGGCUCAUUCAACCCGGGUUCCUUUUAUCCGGAAUAUCAAGAGCAGUGUCAAGCUGGCGCCCAUUGAUCGCUCAAAGACUCCCAGUAUGGAUGAAGAGCGAGCAUCUGCUCUCAGGGUGCGAAAAAUCGACAUUGGUGUGAAUGGUCCCAUCACUUCAUCUCCCACGUACAACUCCCGCAAUGGGGCCCUGCCUCCUAUUGGCACUCCAGGGCCGCUAGACAUUGAGACUGGGCACCGUUUUCAGAGAAAAACAGUGACAAGUCGAGCAAGCAGUGCGGUAGAUAAAGAUUUAAGAGUUGCUUAUCGGGACCGAUUUAUCGGCCUAACUGAUGCUCGUCCCAGUACUACCCACGCCUUUAGGUCGGAGACCCCGUCAGGCCAAGGUAGAAGGGCAUCUACACCAUUUAACUCUAGUGCAUUUAACAACCCGUCCAUAUCAAGAAACAGCUAUGGUGCAGGUAUGCACCAGCACCUGGAUGUCAGGGGGAGUGGCCUGCAGCCAUCACAUGACAUUGGUCACCUAGGUAACAUCCCCCAGGAGGAGGACCACGAGGGGCUGGAUGAGCCAGUGCACCCGAACCAGUGGAGCAAAGUACGCACUCAGUAUGGUGGCCCACCGCCGGCUAGUGCACCGUCUAUGGUGUAUUAUAAGUAACGCUCCUUCGAACCCUAGUCACAACAACCCAUACCGCCGUGGUCGGCAAGUGAGUUCGCUGGUUCGCUCAUGAACUAUCGGUACACAACACUUCCAAUUCAUCAUUUCACUCUUCUUUUCAACUACAUGUACAUGAAAACAGCUUCAUACAAGAGUACAUAACAAGUACAAGAAAAGUGUAUAAAAUAAAUGACUCGUGCCAAAUUGCCAGGGAAUAUAUUAACAGGGAAUACAGAUCUGAACUACUUUGAAUAAUUGUUUUGUGAUUGAAAGUGCUUCUGGGAAAUAAGGUUAUAUUUUUGAACAUUUAUCUAAGUUUUCUGGAAGCAUGAUAAUAAAUCUGCUGCAAGCAUUCAGCUGAUUGAGACUGCAUGCAUGCUUGCAGCUGCAUGAUGAGCAUAGUUAUAGGGAGGAGUGCAGGAUCUGGGUUACAUGGAAAACAACCAUUGGUGAUGUUGACAAUUAUGGAUUCCUCUCACAUGAUAUUGGAUGGAACAAUUGGGGAGAAUGGAAGCUUUGUAUGGUGUUUGUAUCUGUAUCUGCCUCAGAUCGGAGGCUGUCCAGUGUUUGCUAGAAUUUACUUUUUGUGAUGGUAGCAAUUAUAUCUCUGUCACUUAGGGCAAAUCUUUUGCAGAUAUUUUUAUGUUCAAUGUUUGCUUUCUGUGAUUCAGGGAAAUUUUGAAUUAAAAAAGUGUUUACUUAGGUAAAUAUAUACAAUAAAAGAUUUGAAUAAUGCCUUAUGUCAUUUUCAUUUUUCAGCUUAUUGACUUUUAUUUCAACACUUUUCCCAUGAAUUAAAACUAUUCCUUAUUUAUUAUACCACCACAAACAAAGUUUAGGGGGGUAUAUAGGAGUGAACUUGUCUGUCGGCCUGUCUAUCGGUCCGUAUUAAGUGUCCGCUCUCUAAUUCAAGUAGUUUUCAUCCGAUCUUCACCAAACUUGGUCAGAAGUUGUAUCUACAUGAUGUCUAGGCCAAGUUCGAACAUGGGCCUUGCCAGGUCAAAAACUAGGUCACGGGGUCACUUAGUGCGUUUUAAACAUUCAGCAUGUCUGCUCUCUAAUUCAGGUAGUUUUCAUCCGAUCUUCACCAAACUUGGUCAGAAGUUGUAUCUAGAUGAUGUCUAGGCCAAGUUCGAACAUGGGCCUUGCCGGGUCAAAAACUAGGUCACGGGGUCACUUAGUGCGUUUUAAACAUUCAGCAUGUUGUCCGCUCUCUAAUUCAAGUAGUUUUCAUCCAAUCUUCACCAAACUUGGUCAGAAAUUGUAUCUACUUGAUGUCUAGGCCAAGUUCGAACAUUGGCCUUGCCGGGUCAAAAAAUAGGUCAUGGGGUCACUUAGUGCGUUUAAAACAUUCAGCAUGUUGUCCGCUAUCUAAUUCAAGUAGUUUUCAUCCAAUCUUCAACAAACUUGGUCAGAAGUUGUAUCUAGAUGAUCUAAAGGCCAAGUUCGAACAUGGGACUUGCCGGGUCAAAAACUAUGUCACGGGGUCACUUAGUGCGUUUAACAUUCAGCAUGGUGUCCUCUCUCUUAUUCAAGUAGUUUUCAUCAGAUCUUCACCAAACUUGGUCAGAAGUUUUAUUUAGAUGAUCUGAAGGCCUAGUUCGAACAUGGGCCAUGCCACAUCAAAAACUAGGUCACAGGAUCACUCAGUACGUUUUACACAUUGAGCAUGGUGUCCGCUCUCUAAUUCAAGUAGUUGAAAUCUGAUCUUCACCAAACUUGGUCAGAAGUUGUAACUAGAUGAUGUGUAGGUCAAGUUCGAACAUGGGCCAUGCCGGGUCAAAAACUAGGUCACAGGGUCAUUUAGUGUGUUUUAAACCUCACCAUGUUGUCCACUCUCUAAUUCAAGUAGUUUUUAUCCAAUCUUCACCAAAAUUGGUCAGAAGUUGUAUCUUGAUAAUGUCUAGGGCAAGUUUGAAUAUGGGUCAUGCCGGGUCAAAAACAAGGUCACGGGGUCACUUAGUGCGUUUUAAACAUCACAAUGUUGUCUGCUUUCUAAUUCAAGUAGUUUUCAUCCAAUCUUUACCAAACUUUGUCAGAAGUUGUAUCUAGAUGAUGUCUAGGUCAACUUUGAAUAUGGGUCAUGCCGGGUCAAAAACUAGGUCACGGGGUAUCUUAGUGCGUUUUAAACCUCGCCAUGUUGUCCGCUCUCUAAUUCAAGUAGUUUUCAUCCAAUCCUCACCAAACUUGGUCACAAGUUUUAUCUAAAUGAUCUCUAGGACAAAUUUAAACAUGGGCCAUUCUGGGCCUAAAACUAGGUCACGGGUAUACUUAGUGCGAUUUUAGCUCACCUGAGCACAACCUGCUCAUGGUGAGCUUUUGUGAUCGCUUUUUGUCCGUCGUCCGUUGUGCGUUGUGCGGCGUCAACAUUUGCCUUGUUAACUCUCUAGAGGUCACAUUAAUUGUCCAAUCUUCAUAAAAUUUGCUCAGAAGAUUGGUUUUAAUGAUAUCUUGGAUGAGUUCGAAAAUGGUUACGUUUGCUUGAAAAACAUGGCUGCCAAGGGGCGGGGCAUUUUUCCUUAUAUGGCUAUAGUAAAAUCUUGUUAAAACUCUAGAGGCCACAUUUAUUGUCUGAUCUUCAUAAAACUUGGUCAGAAGAUUCAUACCAAUAAUAUCUUGGACGAGUUCAAAAAUGAUGCUGGUUGGAUGAAAAACAUAGCCGCCAGGGGUGGGGCAUUUUUCCUUAUAUGGCUAUAGUAAAACCUUGUUAACACUUUAGAGCUUACAUUUAUUUUCCGAUCUUCAUGAAACUUGCUCAUAAGAUUUGUCCCACUGAUAACUUGGAUGAGUUCAAAAAUGGUAAUCUUUGCUUGAAAAACAUGGCUGCCAAGGGGCGGGGCAUUUUUCCUAAUAUGGCUAUAUAAGGCUAUAGUAAAAUCUUGUUAACACUCUAGAGGCCACAAUUAUUGUCCGAUCUUCAUGAAACUCGGUCAGAAGAUUCAUCCCAAUAAUAUCUUGGACGAGUUCUAAAAUGAUGCCGGUUGGUUGAAAAACAUUGCCACCACAGGGGCGGGGCUAUUUUCCUUGUAUGGCUAUAGUAAAACCUUGUUAACACUCUAGAGGUCACAUUUAUUUUCCGAUCAUCAUAAAACUUGGUCAGAAGAUUUGUCCCAAUGAUAUCUUGGAUGAGUUCGAAAAUGGUUUUGGUUGCUUUAAAAACAUGGCCACCAGGGGCGAGGCAUUUUUCCUUAUAUGGCUAUUUAUGGCUAUAGUAAAACCUUGUUAACACUCUAGAGGCUACAUUUAAAGUCCAAUGUUUAUGAAAUUUGGUCAAAAGAUUGGUGUCAAUGAUAUCUUGGAUGAGUUCGAAAAUGGUUACGUUUGCUUGAUAAAAAUGGCUUCCAAGGGGCGGGCAUUUUUCCUUAAAUGGCUAUAGUAAAAUCUGUUUAGCACUCUUAGAAGCCACAUUUACUGUCCGAUCUUCAUGAAACUUGGUCAGAAGAUUCAUCCCGAUAAUAUCUUGGACGAGUCCAAAAAUUAUGCCGGUUGGUUGAAAAACAUGGCUGCCAGGGAGCGGGGCAUUUUUCCUUAUAUGGCUGUAGUAAAACCUUGUUAACACUCUAGAGGCCACAUUUAUUUUCCGAUCUUCGUGAAAAUUGGUCAGAAGAUUUGUCCCAAUAAUAUCUUGUUAUCUCAGGUGAGCGACUUUGGGCCUUUCAGGCCCUCUUGUUUAACAUUCAGCAUGGUGUCCGCUCUCUAAUUCAAGUAGUUUACAUCGAAUCUUCACCAAACUUGUUCAGAAGUUUUAUGGGGAUGAUCUUAAGGCCAAGUUAGAACAUGGGCCUUUCUGUGUCAAAAACAAGGUCAAGGUGUCCCUAAGUGCGUUUUAAAAAUUGAGCAUGGUUUCCGCUGUUUUUUUUUAAGACGACAUGCAAAAUAUUGUGUCAAUGCGGCAUGUGGUGGUAUUUGUCACGUCUGUGACAAAGCUCUAGUUGAAUUAGUAUAUAUUACAUUAUGCAUGGACAUACUAUUUUCAUUAACAAAGCUGUAAGUCACUUUCAUUUAUUUAAAUAUAUUGUUGGAUCUAAUUUACUAUUCUACAUUCUUACCCAAGAAUAACGUAUUAAUGUGUGACAUAUGAACUGCUAUAAUAUUGUGCAAGACACGUAAUAAUUUGUUAAAAUCUUAAUUUGUUGGAGGUAAACAUGUUAUUUUUUUUAAUUGAUGUUUCCUAGUUUUAACGAAAUGAUUCGCUUUAGUGUUUCCUGUGACCUUAAAAUGUUUUUUUACUGUUAUAUGACAUAGAAAUUAACAGUGCUUAGUAAAACUUAAUAAAUGUUGUAAUUAAUCAAGUUAAUGUGUAUGUACUAGCGGGGAUAUUUUGUAUAGAAUGUUUAAGACCAAAGAAAUAAUGUGCAGUGUUGUCCUGUGUUUAGUCAGUCUUUGACAAGAACUAAGAUCCUUGUGAAAGCUGUGUAUAAUUAUUAUACAUUUAUUCAUUUGUUGUGCUCAACAGUUAAUAAAUAUUUGAAUGCCUCAACACAAGGAGGCAUUAAUUAUUUUACUUGUCCAUCUGUACACCUCAAAGAUCUUGUUUUCAUAUUCCCUUUAACCACCUGGAAGAUCUACCUCAAACUUUCACAGUAAAAUAUCUUAAGUGUGCUGCUUAAAGAAAGGAAUUUCAGCUGCAACCACCUUAGUCUGAAUGAGGGCAUUUUGUCCGUUUUUCAUGCCCAAAUAGUCUGAAUGAGGGCCUUUUGUCCAUUUUUCAUUCCCUUAGUCUGAAUGAGGGCCUUUUGUCCAUUUUUCAUGCCCAAAAUAUUGUGUUUUCAACUCCUCUGAACCAAAUGGGUGGAUCCGCUCAAAAUUCAGCACUUUAAUAACCUGAAGGUGAAGAUGAUUGUAAAGCAAGGAAUUUUUGCAGUGAAGAGUUGGUGAAAUUAUGGCCCUUUGUGUUUUUGUCCAUUUUAGAAUGUAAAGUGGAUUUGUGUGUGUCCAAACACAUGUUGUGGGUAACCAGUGUCACCCACACAUUUCUAGUUUAUAAAUAUGCCUAUAUGUAAUUUUUGGGAGGACUGUUAACAGUUUUAAAACAUCUGCUAUCUACAUUAAGGUCUCAUUUUUGUAUGAACUUAUGAUCUAGCAACUAUAGUUACAACAACAACAAGGCAGUACAUUAUUUUACACAUAAAAUAUAAAGAAUGAAGAUUUUGAUCUUAUACAAAAAGUCAAAACGUAAUAAUGUAUUCCUGAUGAAAGUUAUGUGUGUAAGUUUUAUUGUCAUGGAGUCAUCAUGGUAUACCAAAGUAUACAGCUGUUGAAUAUGAAGUUUGAUGAAUAUUUGCUUAAAUUUAAGAUAAGGAUGUAAUUUUCGUUUAAGAAUGCCAUGGUGUCACGUUCUGCACCUUGUCAUGUAUCUGCAGUUUAGUGUGUGCACAAUUGUAGUUGUCCCAAUUGCCUUAAAAUUUUCUUUGAAAUACUCGUUGUUAUUACCUCAGAAUUCCUGUAACUAGGAAGCAUAUCAUGGCAAACGUUUUCUUGCUACUGCCUGCUGUGUUUUGUAGCUGCUUAUUUCCUUAAGCUGCAGGACCCUCUUGUUUGUUUUAAAGCAUUUAUGAGCAAUAUUAAAUGUCCCACUUCAUGCAAACAUGGGUCUUAUGACAUUUGGUACCAGCGUUUCUUUAGACCAUUCUGCGCAUUUUCGCAUUCUGGUCAGGAAAACCCCUGUCCAUGACUGAAUAGCAGCCAUUCUUGCACCUGACCAUACUGCUUAGUCUGGGUGUGAGUUUCCCUGGCCACAUUAUAAACUAUACCCAUUUUUGCAUGACACCUUUCAUAUUGUAUUGUGUUCUGCAUAUAAGCAGAAAAGCUUAAAAAUUAAAUAAAUGAAUAAAUUAUUGCUGUGAGUGAAAAGUUAUCACAUCAAGCCUGUUCAUGUUAACCUUGUAAUCCAAAUUGUGAGUGUUGAGUCAUUUGAAAAUAAUGUUACCAAACACGAAUAUUCGAUGAUAUGCAUAAAUCUCAUAGCUUUUAAGUCAAAUUCAACACAGAAGCAGUGCUCUUGUAUGUAAGAUAUUCAUUUAUUUACCGUUUACAAAUGGCAGUGACAUGUUUUAUUUAUGUUGUUGUAUCUCUCAGAUUAUGUCCAGAAAUGCAACUAAGCUUGUGGUAGCAACACUAACUGAAUAAACACAAGUUUCAUUACAAUUAUGUUUUAUGAACAUGUAAUAUUUAUUAAGUUUUCUGAUAUCUUUUGCAAAUAUACAUAUCAGAAAAUUAAGUGUGAUAUAUUUUUGUCAUUUACUGUAACUCACUUCAUUACAAAUAACAGUCAUAUAGUCUGAACAAGUCAGAGUGUUACACCUAAUCAAGCAAUAAAACCCUGAUGCAAGUCUUUGAAAGGCAAUGCAUGGAAAAAAAACUCUGUUUGCAUAUUGCUGUGCAUGUUCUUUGAAUUUGUUGUAGGGUCAAAUCUAGCCUCAAAAGCUACUAAGAGUUUUACAUGUAUUUUCUUCUAUUUUUUUGUCAUAUUUUUGUCUCCACCGUCUUAGUGAUGACUGUGGUUGUAGACUGUUUAUGGCAAUUUUUUGUUACUGAAUAUACUGUAUAUAGAUAACCAUGUAUAUUAUUAAACCCAGAUGUCAGAGUCUCUGUAAAUAGUGAACUAGGAAUAGCUCUUCUUUAAAAUAAAUAUGGAAUGAUGA